Neolamprologus brichardi is the source of this 1709-nucleotide messenger RNA. It is a transcript of the gene zdhhc23b, whose product is annotated as zDHHC palmitoyltransferase 23b. Gene Ontology annotation, molecular function: protein-cysteine S-palmitoyltransferase activity. The record is from RefSeq and is a predicted model, not a curated record. Lineage: Eukaryota; Metazoa; Chordata; Actinopteri; Cichliformes; Cichlidae. Gene Ontology annotation, cellular component: endoplasmic reticulum; Golgi apparatus. Gene Ontology annotation, biological process: protein targeting to membrane; peptidyl-L-cysteine S-palmitoylation.
UUGGAGAGGAAGAAGCAGGACUUCUCUGUGUACCGAAACCUGGACGUCCACGCAGAAGACACCCCCCGGCUCCUGCAGGAAGCACCAGCCGAGCCGGACACUCAAACCCAGCCUCCGCCCCCAGCAGUUGCCGCCGUUCCGGGGUCACUUCACGCGACUUGCAUUUAGCGGCAGAAACACCGGAUACGAGCUUCCGAGAAGAAGCACGGCGGGGGAAAAUCGUUUCAGUCGAUAUUUCUAGAGGCUGGCAUGUAGCAGCCCCGUGUGCAGGUAUGUUUACCCGGGUUUGUCGGGUCGUGAAACCUGCUUUGACGCAGUGUGUCGCUCCGGUGAGACGGCGGCUUGUUGGCAGGCUGCAGGGCUCUCUGUAAUGAAGAGGCAAGCCAAGAAGGUGCUGGAGGAGGAGGCGGCCUUGUGCUGCUGCGAAUACAUGAACAGACACGGACAGCGCAGCCAUGUAGCAGCCUGCUGCUGUGACUGUGAGGACCUGGAUGAUGCCUGUGACAGGAUUCUGAAGAGUGAACCUCAGAAGCCUGAAUCCCUGUCACAGGUGGCUGCAGUCGUCACAGAUCGGAUUCGUGUGCCGUGGCUGUGGGGUGGAGCGCGCAAGGUGGACCUGUCCAUCAUUCCUCCUCUUCUUCUCCUUCCUGCCCUGCUGCACCUUGCUGCUCUCCAUUUCCUGAUCGGGAUGGUGGUUCUGACAGCUCUGCCGGGCUUAGUGCUGUGGUAUUACUAUUUCACCCACCGUAAGAAAGGACGGACCCUCUUCUUCCUCAGCCUGGCCCUUUUCUCCUUGGCGUACAUGUACUACUUGUUCAUCACUGAGGUGUUUCCACGUGGGGAUGUUGGACUGCUUCAGCUAGUGCUGGUAAGCGUCGGGGUCGUCCUCACCCUGCUGGCUCUUUUCCACACCAAGAGAGAUCCGGGCAUCCUGCGCCCAAACGAAGAGUCCGUUCACAGCAAGGUGGCGUAUUACAGCUCCCCCACAGGCAGAAACCCUUCCCUCAGUGGUGGGAGGCAGGAUGUGACGAUGACUGUAGCCAACCGGGCUGGGGUGUCAGAGCAUGUGGAGGAGGAAAUGAAGGAAAGCAACCGAAAGAACUGGUGUCAGGCAUGCAGGAUGGUGCGGCCCCCCAGGGCGGGGCAUUGUCGCAUCUGUGGUGUCUGCGUGCUGCGUCUCGACCACCACUGUGUCUGGAUAAACAGCUGUGUGGGGCAGGCCAAUCACCGCAGCUUUCUGCUCACGCUCGUCCUCUUCCUGUUGACGUCCCUGUACGGAAUCAGCCUGGUGCUGCAGAGUGUGUGUCCACGGCAAAAUCUCCUCUUCGCCUUACUCUACUGUCCAGGAGUCUACAACCAGUACAGCACUGCUCUUUGCUUCACCUGUGCGUGGUACAGCAGCAUUGUGACGGGCGGGUUGCUUCACCUGCUGGCGAUACAGCUCAUCAACGUCAGCUGCAACGUGACCGAGCGCGAAGCCCGCAUCGCCCUGCGAGAGAAAACCGCUCGCAGCGCCUACUGGGGACUUGUCGUGAACACUGGCGCCUAUUCCCGAGGUUUCCGUGGCAACUGGUCUGAGUUCAUGAGCAUGGGAGACAAAGUGAUUCCCCCCUCUCCCACUGACUUGGUGUGAGAGACUUGUGAUGCAAUGGUAAAUGGUAAAUGGACUGGUUCUUAUAUAGCGCUUUUCUACUCUGUCCGAGCACUCA